AAAGAGAAAGAGAGAAGACAAGCACAUCGUCAUCAGAUUCAUCACUCACUCUUUAGAUUUUGCACUUCACGAACCCAACCAACCAACCCGCUUCAACUCAACUCAGUCAGCAACUCAGGGGGAAAAAAAUGUGCCUUUCCGCCCAAAACCCGCCGAGAAAUGCCCAAUUUCUGCUCAACAUUAAACCCUAACCACCGCAACCAUCUCCCGCCCAACUGUCCCAAACCGCCGCGAUCGCCAUCUCCGUCGGAGGCCGUGAGAGCAGAGAAGGGCAAAUGGCUGCUAACUCCAGAUCCUCCGGGGCAAUAACCAUGUCCCACCGCAACAAUCCCGCGCCAUCGCCGCUCCCUCUAGUGGUCACUCUCAACUGCAUCGACGAUUGCGCCAUUGAGCAGGACUCCCUCUCCGGGGUCGCCACCGUCGAGCACGUCCCGCUCAGCCGCCUGGCCGAUGGCAAGAUCGAAUCGGCCUCCGCCGUCCUCCUCCAUUCCCUGGCUUACUUGCCGCGAGCGGCUCAGCGGCGUCUCCGCCCCUACCAGCUCGUCCUCUGCCUUGGCUCCGCUGACCGCGCCGUGGACUCUGCUCUUGCCGCCGACCUAGGGCUCCGCCUCGUCCACGUGGACACCUCCCGGGCCGAGGAGAUCGCGGACUCUGUGAUGGCUCUGUUCCUCGGAUUGCUCCGCCGGACUCACUUGCUUUCUCGCCAUGCCUUGUCUGCUUCGGGUUGGCUGGGGUCCGUACAGCCGCUUUGUAGAGGUAUGAGGAGGUGCAGAGGGCUUGUUUUGGGGAUCGUCGGUAGAUCUGCGUCUGCAAGAGCUCUGGCCAGUCGGAGCUUGGCGUUCAAGAUGAGCGUUCUUUAUUUCGAUGUUUACCAGGGGAAUGGACAAGUCAGUAGGUCUCCUAUCAGCUUUCCGUCAGCUGCUCGAAGAAUGGAUACUCUUAAUGAUUUGCUAGCCGCUAGUGACCUUAUCUCUCUUCAUUGUGCUUUGACAAAUGAGACAGUUCAGAUAAUGAAUGCAGAGUGUUUGCAGCAUGUAAAGCCUGAUUAUAAGGUUGUCUUUUUGUUGGAUACAGGGGCAUUUCUUGUGAAUACAGGCAGCAGUCAGCUACUGGAUGACUGUGCUUUGAAGCAGCUUCUGAUCGAUGGGACAUUAGCUGGGUGUGCUUUGGAUGGUUAUGAAGGACCACAGUGGAUGGAAGCAUGGGUAAAAGAGAUGCCCAACGUAUUGAUACUUCCUCGCAGUGCAGAUUACAGUGAAGAAGUGUGGAUGGAGAUACGGGAGAAAACAAUUUCUAUAUUGCAGUCGUUUUUCUUUGAUGGAGUUAUUCCAAAGGAUGCAACCUCUGAUGUUGAAGAGGAGGAUGCAAGUGAAUUAGGUGGCGAAGACAGUGAAAUGUUCCACAAAGAAGAUGGAGAAAGUUCUGUGCGUAUGACUGAUGAAGUUAAGUUGAGUCCAGAUAGUGGCCAUAAAAGAGCUGUAGAUCAUCAGUCAACCGAAUCUCCUGUUCUAGCUCAGGUUUCCGGCUUGUCGUCUCAAAAUACAAACACAAGGUCUGAAGGGAGGCGCAGCAGAUCAGGUAAAAAGGCUAAAAAGAGACAUGGCCGCGCAAAGGCACAGCAGAAGUCAAGUGAUCCAUCCCAAUUGGAGAAAGAAAGUACUUCACAUCAAGAAGAUGAUACCGCACUGAGUGGCACCGACCAAGUGCUGAGUUCUGGGUCACGUUUUGCUUCACCUGAAGACUCCAGAAGCAGGAAAACACCUAUAGAGGCUACCAUACAAGAGCCCUCUUCUUCUGAUCAGUUUUUAAGCUCAAGCAGGCAGCAGGGCAAUGUUAGGUCAUGUGAGCUGCUGAAAGAUGGAUGUGUUAUAGCUCUAUACGCAAGAGACAGACCAGCACUCCAUGUGUCUAGGCAAAGAGUUAAAGGAGGAGGUUGGUUUUUGGAUGCCAUGUCAUCUGUCACCAAAAGAGAUCCUGCUGCGCAGUUCCUUGUUGUUUACAGAAACAAGGACACAAUGGGGUUGCGAUCUUUUGCUGCAGGCGGAAAGCUGUUGCAGAUAAACAGAAGGAUGGAGUUUGUAUUUGCAAGUCAUAGCUUUGAUGUCUGGGAGAGUUGGAUGAUGGAAGGAUCAUUGGAAGAAUGUAGGCUGGUUAACUGUAGAAAUCCUUUGGCUGUUUUGGAUGUACGUGUUGAGAUUCUUGCAGCCGUAGGAGAAGAAGAUGGAGUUACUCGCUGGCUAGAUUAGGCCAUAAACAACAGAGUUGAGUACUCUUGUCAAACUUCAUUCUGCAAAUUUUGGUUUUUAACACGCAUCUGUAGUUGGUCGGAAACAUUUGUGUAAAUCAAUUUCUCCCUAUCUUCUUCCGUGUUGACAUGUGCUGCUUUUUAGUCAGUCUCCCUAUCUUCUUGCCUUUACUACCUUUUUCAUUUUCUUGUUGGGAUUGUGUUGUCCUUGUUUUUUUGACAUGUCAACAGUAUUUGUAUGGACUUGAUGAUGAUUUGGGUUUUGCUUUGUGAUCUCUUGAUGAAUUUGGGAUUGUGUUGAGAUCUUGCUCUGAUAUCAUGUAA
Messenger RNA from Linum tenue, 2569 nucleotides. The record is from the annotation of a GenBank genome assembly. Lineage: Eukaryota; Viridiplantae; Streptophyta; Magnoliopsida; Malpighiales; Linaceae.